This is a messenger RNA of Cryptomeria japonica (Japanese cedar), 1234 nucleotides long. Its product is annotated as bidirectional sugar transporter SWEET17. Gene Ontology annotation, cellular component: membrane. NCBI's taxonomy places the organism in Eukaryota, Viridiplantae, Streptophyta, Pinopsida, Cupressales, Cupressaceae. Gene Ontology annotation, biological process: carbohydrate transport. The record is from RefSeq and is a predicted model, not a curated record. Bases 112 to 1011 code for a protein of 299 amino acids. The transcript is spliced from 6 exons. Gene Ontology annotation, molecular function: sugar transmembrane transporter activity.
GGGUUGUGUCUACUCUUUCUAUUGUGGAAAGCUUUUUAACAGAAUGGGAAUAUGAGAUAAAAAAAAAAAAAGGGUCCUUUGUGAUCAUGUAUAAACUGCACGUCAGUGCUUAUGCUUCUCACUUUAUCUUCUCACCUUUUACGUUGCUCUUAUCCAUGCUUUCUUCCUUUAUUUAAUAUCCUCUUUACUGCCUCUCACUGUAAUAACAAUUUUCUCAUUUCUCCAACUUCUUUGCAAGGCGUCUCAGGCUGCAGUUUUUUAAAGUUUUGUGACAUGGCGAGUGUGAGUUUCGUACUGGGUGUCAUUGGAAAUGUGACCUCCAUCCUAGCUUUUAUUUCACCAGUGAAGACCUUCUGGCGAAUAAUCAAGAAUAAAUCCACAGAGGACUUCAAAUCACUACCAUAUGUGUGCACAUUACUCAGUACAUCUCUGUGGACUUACUAUGGUCUAAUGAAGCCCAAUGGACUCCUCAUCUGGACUGUUAAUGGGGCAGGCGUUUUAUUAGAAGCCAUCUAUGUCUCUCUCUUUAUACUCUACGCUCCCAAACGUACAAGAAGAAGAACUAUUGUAUUGGUACUUCUUGUGGACAUAGCCUUCUUCACUGCUGUAUUUUUGGUCACUUUUCUGGCACUCAAUAAAAAGGCGAGGAUAGAUGUUAUUGGAGUCCUAUGCAUAUGUUUAACCUUAAGCAUGUAUGGUUCUCCCUUAAGUAUAAUGAGAACUGUUAUCAUCCACAAAAGUGUGGAAUUCAUGCCCUUUUUCCUCACAUUCUUUCUUUUUCUUAAUGGAGGAGUUUGGGGAGUGUGGGCAUUUUUUGAGAAAGAUGUGUUCGUUGGGAUUCCAAAUGGAAUUGGCUUCGGUUUAGGAGCUGCACAGUUGGUUUUGUACAUGAUUUACAGGAAUGGAAAGCCUUACAGCCAAGAGAAUGCAAAUAUGAAUGGUGUAAAACAUGUGGAGGAUAUUGAGAUGGGAAGUACAGAUAGACGUAAUGCUGUCGAAAAUGGUUUUUGAACUUAAUUAACAUGUAAUAUUAUAUAAACUCUAGUUGACAGACAAAUAAAAAUUCAAAGGUGUAUACAAACCUGGAUGUACGUACAUACUCUGAAAGCUUUAAUGGCAGUGUAUUUUAAAUUCUACACUUGGUUAGCUACUUGCAGUUAUGUACCAGUUGCCUAGUGAGAGUUUAAUAAGGUAUUGAUUGUAAUGAAUAUGUAUUUGGUAAAGUUGUCCUCAA